GCACUCAUAUCUUUAAACCUCUGUUAAAAUCUACAUAAUGGCCGAGUUACUUUUUCCACAACUAGAGCGUCCCUUGCCGACGUUGCCAUCACUGCAUUAUACUCUAUUUGCCUACAGGGAGGAAUUGCGACGUCGCGAUGCUCCAUUUAUGAAGAUGUCCACCAUCAAACUGCAUCUUACGGAUAAUCUGAUCCUGCAGACGAUCAAAAAUAUCCGGCAGUACGAUACCAUGGAGAUCAUGAAUCUAAACGAGGAGAUCAACUUCAAGCGGCGGUUGACCAAGCAAAUGAGGAAGGUGCGCAAACUGGAGAAACUCGGCCUCAACAUCGAUCCCCGGAAACUCAAUGAAGGUGGUCAAUGGCACUAAAGACUGUUUUCAUGGAACUUCUAACUCCAAACACUCUAUGCAAAUUCUAACGUAUAUCAUACAAAUCCUUAACUAUCCUUACAUACUCUGAGCAUGUGAAAUUAGAUUAUAAGCAAAGU
This is a messenger RNA of Drosophila subpulchrella, 486 nucleotides long. RefSeq lists its product as uncharacterized. The record is from RefSeq and is a predicted model, not a curated record. Lineage: Eukaryota; Metazoa; Arthropoda; Insecta; Diptera; Drosophilidae. The transcript has a single exon. The coding region runs from base 38 to 367 and encodes 109 amino acids.